ACCACUCCCACACUAACGCCGCCCUACCGUGAAACCAGCAUGUGCCCCCGCCCGUCGCGAACCAUAGCGGUCGCCCUCUCGCCGUCGCCGCUCACCGCCGCAGCGCCACCAUGUUGACACGCAAAAACAUCUCGCAAUGUUGACAGGCACCAUCACCCCGUACCCCGAGCCUGCGCCGUCCGCGCAGCCCCCGCGCGCACAGCCAGCGCCCGCCACGCACCCAGACGACACGCAUAUCCUGGCCCUGGCCCAGCACCAGCUGCGCUCGCACCUCGAUCCGCGCGCACAUCCAUACUCAGAUCUACAUCCACAUCCACAUGCACACCCACACCCACGCUUACAGACACACUCCAAUCCACAUCACACCCCAGCGUCGCGGCCGCACCGACAUUCGAAUCGCAGCGUGCCAGCCGCGCAGCAUGCGCAAGGGCAUGCGCAUGCGUAUGCGCACUUCCCCUCCCCGCCGCCCGACGACAACGACGCGGACGCCGCAGAUGUCGGCGCCGGCGCGGUGCGGCAGUCGAUUGAGCGCGCGUGGGACAGCGGCGUGGAGAGCGGUGCAGACGGUGCGGACGGUGCGGACGGUGCGGAUGGUGCGGACGGUGUGGACGGCGCGGACGGCGUUGUGGAGAGUGUUAUUGAGAGUGUCGAGGACCACGUCGAGUUCAACGCCAACGCCAGGACUGGAACUGAGACUGGGACGCAGACUGCGAGCGACGACGACGACGACGACGACGACGACGACGGCGUGCGCGGCGAGUGGUGGAGCACGUGUGGCCUGCAGCGCGAGAGCUGGGUGCGGCGGGCGGGUCUGAAGCGGGGUGUCGAGGGGGAUCGCAGGGGCGGAGGGAAGCGGGGACGCGCUGGGGGCUAGCUGGGAGCACUGUGGACUGCAGAGCGGAGGUGUCGUGGGCCGUGAGGCGGUGGUUUGCUACUCCAAGUCGUGAAAUUAUAGCCUGACAUGCUCGUCCUUGUAUUCGUUUCACGUUUCACCUCCCCGACGCACUCCUACGCCGCCCGCUCAAUCGGCCGCGCCUGCGCCCUGGCCUCCGCGGGGAACAGCGGCGUCCCCGCCUCGCCCAUCUCGCGAAUCCGCUUGAUCAGAUUACUGCGCG
Boeremia exigua is the source of this 1115-nucleotide messenger RNA. RefSeq lists its product as uncharacterized. The record is from RefSeq and is a predicted model, not a curated record. The transcript has a single exon. The coding region runs from base 137 to 874 and encodes 245 amino acids. NCBI's taxonomy places the organism in Eukaryota, Fungi, Ascomycota, Dothideomycetes, Pleosporales, Didymellaceae.